Molecule: messenger RNA, 1912 nt
Organism: Aspergillus alliaceus
Lineage: Eukaryota; Fungi; Ascomycota; Eurotiomycetes; Eurotiales; Aspergillaceae
Product: amino acid permease
Exons: 6
Coding region: 117-1694 (525 amino acids)
Biological process (GO): transmembrane transport
Cellular component (GO): membrane
Molecular function (GO): transmembrane transporter activity
Source: RefSeq, a predicted model, not a curated record
UCUCUCUCUCUCUUCGUAGUUUCUCUUACUCCCUGCUUCCUCUUUCCUGGAAUUUACGCGUUACGUUAUUCCUCUCCUCGAAAUAACCGAACUAGUUGGCCAGCCCCAAUUGUAGUAUGGAGCAACAUGAACCGAAGACGGUCGCCGAGACGAGUACCGAGACCCCUGCAGGUAGAGAGAUAAGUUCUACGGCGUCGGAUACUAAUCAUCACAGCCAUCAUGUUGCCGCUAGUCCGACUCAAAUAAAGCGUCUUUUCAACUUCACGCAAAUGUUCUUCUUCUCGCUCACGUUUAUGUCGAGCUGGGAAGUUCAGGCGAUAAAUAUUACUGCAGUACUCACAAAUGGGGGCCCUGAAGCCUUUGCUUGGGGCAUUGUGAUCGUUAUAUUUGGAGCUUUGGCACAGUGUGCAUCAUUGGCCGAGUUGGCAUCAAUGCAGCCCAUUGCCGGGGCACAAUAUCAUUGGACGCAUUAUCUGGCACCCGCUGCUCAAAAGAGGUUCAUCACCUGGAUGCAGGGAUGGGUCACUUGGUUUGCUUGGGUGUCGCUCCUCUUAGGUGUGGCCAAUACCACCGCAAAUACGAUUCAAGGGCUGGCAAUCGCAAACUACCCUGAUUACGUUGCAGAAAGGUGGCACUUGACGCUAAUCAUAUUUGCAAUUCUCAUUGUCCAGGGGUUAAUGAAUAUGUACACCUUCUGGCUGAUCCCAUGGAUCGAGCUUUUGGCUGGUAUUCUCCACAUAUUGCUGUUCAUUAUUUUUCUAGUGGUUUUCGUUGCAUUAGCCCCUCGUCAUACGGCCGACUACGUGUUUUUAACCACCCAAUCUGAGUCCGGCUGGAACAACACUUUCGUUUCGUGGAACAUUGGACUCCUAACCCCCAGCUGGGGGUUUGUAGGAUUUGACGGCGCGGUCCACAUGAGUGAAGAGGUCCGUCGCGCCAGAGAGGCAGUGCCACGGUCGAUGUUCUGGUCCGUUGCCACCAACGCCGUGCUGGCAUAUGCCAUUGUGAUAUGCAUGCUAUUCACAAUGGGCUCGAUCGAGGAUGCGCUCAAUGCCGGUUUCCCUAUAAUCGCAAUUUGUCAACAUGCCACUGGUUCGACUAAAGCAGCCACCGCUAUGGUGUGCGGGCUUCUGAUUGUAGGGUUGUCCGUAACCCUAGCCAGCAUAGCAUCAACCUCCCGCCUCACAUGGGCAUGGGCUCGCGACGGCGCACUACCCAAAUGGUUCUCACAUAUUGAUCGAAGACACAAUGUACCCAUCCGCGCUGUAUGGCUCCCAAUAUUCAUCGUUAUGGUCCUCUCCUGUCUCAACAUACCAAGCACAGCCGCCUUCAACGCUUUCACCGCUCUCUCCUCUAUCGGACUCUUCGUAUCCUACUUCAUCGCCAUCAGCUGCAUGGUCCACAACCGUUUUCGCAAGGACCCGGUCCCAAUGGGAAACUGGACCAUGGGCAGAUGGGGGCUCCCCGUCAAUAUAUUCGCUCUGAUUUAUACGGCCUACGUCACCGUCUGGCUGACCUUCCCUUCAUAUCGACCUGUGACUGGCGAGAAUAUGAACUAUGCUUUACCCAUCUUCGCUGCGUCGACGCUGUUCGCCUUCACCUAUUGGUUCCUCCGUGGUAGAAAACAUUGGCCGGGUCUCAACAAGGAGGUUCUGCGCCUUGUGGUUGAGGGGGGCGAGCUGCAGCUCAGGUGACCAUUUCUUCAUCGUCUUAUGGUCUUCUCAUGGUUGUUUGAGUGUCGGUAUAUUCAGAUGGGACAUGUCAUUCGAGCUGAGCGAGUUCAAGCCAUUUUUCGGCAGGCUCGGUCAAGGUUCACUGGCUAUAUUUGAGUACCUACUCUUUGUUUAACAUCAAGGUAUAUGUAACCGGUUGUACGGAAUUUUAAAAGCGAUUUAUUUAGUAAAUAUACCCA